Messenger RNA from Oryctolagus cuniculus (rabbit), 2760 nucleotides. RefSeq names its product mitogen-activated protein kinase kinase kinase 8 (gene MAP3K8). NCBI's taxonomy places the organism in Eukaryota, Metazoa, Chordata, Mammalia, Lagomorpha, Leporidae. Gene Ontology annotation, biological process: protein phosphorylation. Gene Ontology annotation, molecular function: ATP binding; protein kinase activity. The record is from RefSeq and is a predicted model, not a curated record.
GGGGUCACGCCCCUCUAGGGCGCGCCGGGGGCUCUCCCAGCAGUGGGGGAGACCUAGGGCAGGGGCGUGGAGAGGCGGGGGCGUCCGUCCCUCGCGCAGGUCACCGGCUGCAGCCUGGCACGACUGGAAAGCACCUUGCGCAAGGGGGCUCCUCCCCUUUCCUCCUGUUUCCCGGAUCCCCGGCGCCGGGGCCAGUUGCGAGUGUGAGCUGAGCGCGGGGAAGCAGGGGCCGGCGGGGAGCGCGCGUCCCGUGGCGCACGGCUGCUCCCCCGGCCUGCCUGGACGCGCAAGUGCACCAGUAAUGGAGUUCAUGAGCACCGGAAGUGACGAUAAAGAAGAACUCGACUUACUGAUCAAACAUUUAAACAUGUCCGACGUCAUAGACAUUAUGGAGAAUCUUUACGGGAGCGAAGAGCCGCCGGUUUACGAACCCAGCCUCAUGACCGUGUGUCCGGACAGCAAUCAGAACGAGGAGCGGGCGGACUCACUGCUGCUUAGUGGCCAGGAGGUGCCGUGGCUGUCCUCAGUCAGAUAUGGAACCGUGGAGGACUUGCUUGCUUUUGCAAACCACAUAUCCAACUCGGCAAAGCGUUUGUACGGACGGCGCCCCCAGGAGGCUGGCAUUCUGUUAAAUAUGGUCAUCACCCCCCAGAACGGCCGGUACCAGAUCGACUCUGACGUGCUCCUUGUCCCCUGGAAGCUGACUUACAGGAACAUCGGCUCUGAUUUCAUUCCUCGCGGGGCCUUCGGCAAAGUGUACCUCGCCCAGGAUAUCAAGACGAAGAAGAGAAUGGCGUGUAAACUGAUCCCCGUGGAUCAGUUUAAGCCGUCCGACGUGGAGAUCCAAGCGUGCUUCCGGCACGAGAACAUCGCCGAGUUGUACGGCGCCGUCCUGUGGGACGAGACCGUGCACCUGUUCAUGGAGGCCGGCGAGGGAGGCUCCGUCCUGGAGAAGCUGGAGAGCUGUGGCCCCAUGCGAGAGUUUGAAAUUAUCUGGGUGACCAAGCACGUUCUCAAGGGGCUGGAUUUCCUGCACUCGAAGAGGGUGAUUCACCACGAUAUCAAACCCAGCAACAUUGUUUUCAUGUCCACAAAAGCCGUUUUGGUGGAUUUUGGCCUCAGUGUCCAAAUGACUGAAGACAUCUAUUUCCCUAAGGAUCUUCGGGGGACAGAGAUUUACAUGAGCCCGGAGGUGAUCCUUUGCAGGGGCCACUCCACCAAGGCGGACAUCUACAGCCUGGGCGCCACGCUUAUCCACAUGCAGACGGGCACACCACCCUGGGUGAAGCGCUACCCCCGCUCGGCCUACCCCUCCUACCUCUACAUAAUCCACAAGCAGGCGCCUCCCCUGGAAGACAUCACCCAGGACUGCAGCCCGGGCCUUAGGGAGCUGAUGGAAGCUGCGCUGGCCAGGAACCCGGCCCACCGCCCACACGCCGCUGACCUGCUAAAGCACGAGGCUCUGAACCCGCCCAGGGAGGACCAGCCGCGCUGCCAGAGCCUCGACUCGGCCCUGCUGGAGCGCAAGAGGCUGCUGAGCCGGAAGGAGCUGGAGCUGGCCGAGAGCAUCACGGACUCUUCCUGCGUGGGGAGUACCGAGGAGUCGGCGGAGAUGCUCAGGAGACAGCGCUCCCUGUACAUCGACCUGGGCGCCCUGGCCGGCUAUUUCAACCUUGUGCGGGGCCCACCCAUGCUGGAAUAUGGCUGACGGGUGCCGGUGUGUGCUGUCGGUCGGGACAGCAGCAGUCCCCCGGAUGCUGGUGCUGCUGACCUCACGCGGACAGCGCUGCCUCGUGCUGUGCGGCAUCCCAGGGCCAGCGUGGGCUCCCACGGCGUGAGAACGUGGUUGCCCAUGGGCGUGACCUCUGAACUCAGCGGACGUGUGACAGAGGCUCCUUCCGCGUGUGCCGGGUCUAAAGGUUCUCAUUUCUCAGGUGCUGGGACUCCUGAGUGGGAGGCGUUUGCCAAGUUCCCACAAGGAUGGUGGCUGCCAACAGCGUUCCACUCACUGUGCACUUUGCUAGGACAUGUGAAAACCGCCCAUCCCAGGGAUAAUCCUCUUUCUUACGGCUGCUGUCCUCGAUUCUCACCUAACUAUGAGGUCUUCCCCGGACUCAGACUGUUUGUGUAUAUUCCACGAUAACUCUUGGUGCUCGCUUCGGCAGCACGUAUACUAAAACUAAGGUAAUCUCGGGGCCUUUAUGGGUUGAAUUCAUAUAUUGCAGGUGAACGGGACAGCUGGAAUACGGUUGCAAUAAGCUCUACUAGUGUCUCCCACAUGGCUGUCUGGUGAGUUCAGAGCCACUGGACAGCCGGCCACUAGUGAUGGUUUGUGUUCCUAUGGAAACACUUCGUACAUGCUAUGCUGAACACAUUUGAAACGUGUGACGUUUUGAAUGUGGCUAGAACUGUGUAAACCACAUAAUUUCUGUACAUCCCAAAGGAUGAGAUUGUGACUUCGGAGAGAAUGGAAACUUUGGUAAAAUUUUUGGUCGAUGCCACUUUUAUCCUUUUAGGACUACCUUCUAUUCUGCGUUUGCAUAUUAAAAUGGCAUACUGUGUAUGUGUUAUGUCAAAUGCCUUUGUGGAUCCUUCUUAUGUAUACACAUAGAUAGAGAUAUACAGAUAUAUAUUUAACUUUGUAAAAGCCCAUGAGCAUUCCUGUUGAAGGGACAUAUUUACGACAGGCAAAUGAAACCCAACGCUUUGGUCCAAUGUGACUGCUCAAAUCUACUGAAUAAAUUCAGUAUUUUCUCUUAA